GGCACUUUGACAACUCCGACUGUGUUCUUCAAAUGGAGGGGCCAAAAGAGCCGCCAAAAGCCACCAUUAAAGCCGCCAACUGAAGCUUCAGACCACUGAAAAGCUCAAGAGUCGCCACCAAAGGUACGAGAAUCAUCCAUCUCAGCCAGCGGGAACUCAUUUUCUUCUUCUGCUCAGAGCUUGAAACUGACCCCUAUUUCGUUCCCGUCUUCUUCACCCCACGGCACUUGCAAAAAAAAAAAAUACUCGAAUGGUCACUCAUGAGACAAUUACAGAAACUCGGACCAUCGUCCAUCCUCAAAUGGGUAUCUUCAAAUUUUCUCGAAAACCGCUCGCCGUCCUUAAAAAUUCGAUAUUGGCCUGCUGGUUUCGUCCAUGGCGCUCUUAACCCUAGACUCUACAGGACCAAACGGCCCGUGCCAGCAGAAGAACUUGCCUGUAUAGCGGAAUCUGUGAAUAAAAUUCCUGUCGCUGUUCGUAAACCAGCGCAGGCUGCGUUAUCGGAUUACUUACAUUCCACUAGAGGCCUACAGUUCUUGGACGCCGACCACAUUAGUAGGAACUCGCCCUUCUUUCUUGGAAAACUUGUUAAGAGGAUCGAUGUUGAGGGCGAUGUCGAGGGCAAUGUCGCUCGGUUGGUUUCGCGAUUCUUGCGUUACCAUCCUAUUAAUGAGUUCGAGCCUUUCUUUGAGAGCAUGGGUUUGAAACCCUCUGAAUAUGCUCCAUUCCUUCCACGCGACAUUAUGUUCUUGAGCGAUAGUGAUUUGUUGCUGGAGAACUACCAUGUUUUGUGUAACUACGGGAUCGAGCGCACUAAGAUGGGAAAGAUCUAUAGGGAAGCGGCCGAAAUAUUUCAUCAUGACUGCGGGGUCUUAGUGGCUAAGAUUCAAGCUUAUGAAAAGUUGGGGCUUAGUCAAGACACUAUGGCCAAGUUAAUUCUUUGCAGCCCCUAUAUUUUGACUGGGGAUGUAAAUUUGGAUUUUGUUGAGGUGAUAGAGAAGUUGAAGGUUUUGGGAUUUGAGUUCAGUUGGCUAAAGGAGCAGCUUUCUGAAAAUGGUUACUAUAGAUGGAAUAGGAUUCUCGAGGCUUUGCUUGUAUUGAGCAAGAUGGCUUACACCGACGAGCAGCUUGGCAGAUUAAUUAGUCAGCAUCCUGGACUUCUGUUUGAGGAUUCAGGGAGUUGGAUGAUUUCCCUGAUCGGGUUGCUGCUCAAAUUUGGAUCUACAAUGGAUGAGUUGCAUAAGAUGUUUCUUCAAUUUCCUCAUAUCAAAGUUGAAAAAUUUGUUUCAAACUUGAGGCAGUGCUUCAUCCUUUUUAUGGAGAUUGAUAUGGAGGCAGAAGAGAUCGACAGAAUUGUGCGUUCUCACCCAUUACUAUUGGGUUCGUUGACCCUGAAAAAAGCCAGUAGCUUGCUUACUAACUUGAAUGUAGGAAAGAAACGGCUUUGUGAAAUCAUCAAGGAAAACCCACAGGCACUGAAAAGCUGGGUUAUUGGGUUAAGAGUCAAACCGUUGGCUAACUCUGUUGAGGCUGAAAUUGUGCAUAAGACUAAGUUCUUGUUAAGCUUGGGAUUUGUCGAGGGUUCAAAUGACUUGAAACGGGCCCUCAAGCUGUUCCGCGGCAAGAGAGGAGAGCUUCAAGAGAGAUUUGAUUGUAUCGUGAAAUCUGGUUUGGAUCGUACAGAUGUUUGUGAAAUGGUCAGAGUAUCACCUAAAAUUCUUAGCCAGACGAAGGAUGUCCUUGAGAUGAAGAUUGAUAUUCUUCUAAAUGACUUGAAGUAUCCAUUGUCAAGUUUAGUGAGAUUUCCGGCUUAUCUUUCUUUUAGUAUUGAGAGGGUUACGACUAGGAUUCCAAUGUAUAAUUGGUUGAAAAAGAAAGGAUCGGUUGAUCCUUUUUUAUCAUUGAGUACUAUAGUUGCAUGCUCAGAUAAGGCUUUUGUUGAACUAUAUGUAAAUCGCCACCCUGAUGGCAUUCGUGUUUGGCAAGAUUUGAGGAAAACAAUUAUUCAUGAGUAAGUUAUCAUUGCUUGAUACUUCUGUGGUUUUAGUCCUGUUCGAUACGAUGUCUCUGAGCUAAUGUGAGACAUUUAUCAAAUUGAAUGAGGCUUAUUCUUAUUUAGUUUAUCAGCUUUACAACAUGUACGCACAGACAAGGAAGCAUUGGAUUCAGAUAGGGGAUGUGUUUUUUUGAGUCUCUAUGUAUUCCUGCUGUAAAGAUUACUCGGGGCAUUCUAAUGCUUUUCAGUUGGUUUGGUUAUCUAUUGUGAAAUUUGUAUGCUUUGCAUGAUAAAUGAGCCUUGUGAAUUUUGAAAAAUUUCCUUCGUACAUGGUCUUAAACUUGGGAAAUCAUCUGGCAUUCUGUUAAAUGCAUCUAUUUCUCCUCUUCAUUUAUUUGUUUCAUUUUCAGGUUAUCCAGAUUAGGCUAUAAAAAUUGUUACACAUUUUUGCAAUUUUUUUGCUUCAUAUGGUUGAAUGCUAGGUACCAGAAAGAGAUGCUUCUUGUGUUAGUUGUUUGAAGUAGAGGUGACAAAGGUUGACCAAAACCCAAUGAACUCGCCUCCCCCUUUUGAAGCUGACUUGAUCCAAAUCUGACAAGAUUCUAGUUGCCAACAUGAAUCGAUAAUAACCAAAUUGGAACCAAAUCCAUCCAAUACAAAUUCUGCAUUCCACCUGAGCCUGAAGCGACCUGAAUAUGAGAUAGCCUGGAUGCAAGAAUAUAUCGAACCCACGAAGGAUCUGGAAUUUAAACCAGAUCUGACUUGGAUCUGAAGAUGGAAAUCCCUGGUAGAAAUCAAAUUCAACAAUUUGAAUCUGAACUGGUCCUGUGACUGGAAAAAAGUUGAAAUUAAACAACCUGUUGCUGAAACUGACCAAUGCCCUAUAUAACUUGACAGCAUGUUGCUGAAGCUGACUAAUGCCCUAUAUAUAACUCAAUCGAGAGCCAGUCCCUGCCACGUACUAUGUCUAUUUUGAAGUGGGAUAUCAUUUUGUCACAUUAGUGUUACGGGCAAAGAUUAAUUUCCUCUGCCGAAUAUUCUUAGUUACUCUAUCUGCUUUGUGGGCGGAGGAGGGAGGGAGGGAGGCCCUUGAAAUGGAGAAAACUAAGGUCUAGGAAACAAAAAAGAGUUCGAAGGAAACUUCUAUUGUAGUUAUGUAGAAAAUUUUUAGCCACAGGAGGAACAUCAGGGAAGAACAUGAAAUUCAAAGCUUCCAAGAAAGUCCUCUUUGGGCAUCCAGGUUUGCAUAUCAGAUGAUCGGUCGAUGGCUUUAACCCCACUCUGAAUUAUACUUGAUUCUGCUUUAUCCCAUUAGUUAUCGAACCCAAGCCGCACUUAGUGGGAAAAAGGGAUUUGUUUUUGGCUGUUUUAUUGUUUGUUACCCAGUUCAAGGAUUAAAAUGCGAUGGUUUAGGUUGAAGCAUGACAACAGUAAGUCUGCACUAAGACUGCUAAUUCUUCUAUCAAUUCAUCGGCAGGCUGCUCUGGUUUGACAUAUUGAAUUCUGUAAGUGAAUCUUCUCCAAUUUAAUGGCUAUAGUCAUAUUUUUUCUGUUUGAUGGUUAACUUUUAGAACAUGUAAUUAUAUCAUCAUGUGCAUAAGCUUCGCUUAAUUGUUUGCCCCAAGGAAAUCCACUUAAUUUACCGGGUCCUCUGAAUCCUCAUGCCUUGUAGCUCAGCUUUGUGGAGAAUUUCCUGUUGGUUUGACUAUUCUUCUUGUCCUUCCGGUCCUGUUAGCCAAACUCAAGUCUCAAACAGUAUCGACUUUUGGAGAUUGACUAGUAAUAUUGAGCAUUCUUAUGUGUGGCUCCACUUUCAUACUCGCUGUGUUGAAAAAGUAUGUGCAGCAUCACCAAUGUUCACUUGGGUUCUUGGCUGACGCUAACCCAGCUGUGUGGAGUUUAAAGUUUCCAUCUUGUUUGAUUCUCUAAAUCGCAAUGUUCAUUUGAACACCGUCAAGGCAAUAUCGAAAUGUCAUUGGAGCAGUAUCCUUAACUAGAUGUGGAGUUUAUUGCCUCUUGCCUCUCCAUUGAAAACUUUUUUUUUUUUUUCUUCCUAAGGUUGGUACCAAUAUUCGCUAGAACUGUUCUAUUUACAUCGCCGAUGUGCCACAUUGCAAUUUUUGCAUGUUCAAGAAUGAAUCUAUAUCUUUCAAAUUGUCUGUCUCCAUUCUCUGCUGGCAUUAGCUGUGGAGAAUCUAUGACCUGAAAGUCCAGUUUCUAGCUUUUUCCAUGUGGGUAUUACAAUAUUCUUCCCGGUAGAUCAGCUUGAUUGUUACACUGAAUUUACCAAUUUAAGUGAAAUUAUUGACUUGCUACUUGUCAACUGUAUGUAUAAACUCUGCAUGUCAUUUUAUGCCUUGAUGAGCCUUUUUCUUCUUCAUAUGUUAUCGGGAAAGAGAUUAGAUGUGCUUUAUCAGGAGCUGCCGGAUAACUGCAGAAGUAUGUUCUUGGCAACCUACCGACCCAACUGCAAAAUUUGAAUGAGCAUGUAGUUAUCAUCGUGGUUGACGUUUCUGGUGCAAUUGAAAGGAAGGGCUUGCAUGUAUGUGGGUAUCCAUUAAAAAUCCUGUUGAGGCUUCUGGUACCUUGUCAUUACUAGGAAUUUGAAUUGUUGAGUUUGCUCUAGUUUGAAAAAUGGGAUAUACCUUCUGCUUCCUUUUGCACUUUUAUAGGACAGUUACAUGCCCAGAUGAUAAAAGGGGUACAUCAUGCCGUGAUCCUUCCGGCUGUCAUAGACCUGCUAGUUUCUGAUUUAGCAUAAUUUCUCAUGGAAGAGUGCUGGGCACACUACACUUUGGU
Messenger RNA from Rhodamnia argentea, 4795 nucleotides. Its product is annotated as transcription termination factor MTEF18, mitochondrial-like. The coding region runs from base 261 to 2015 and encodes 584 amino acids. The transcript is spliced from 3 exons. Gene Ontology annotation, biological process: regulation of DNA-templated transcription. The record is from RefSeq and is a predicted model, not a curated record. NCBI's taxonomy places the organism in Eukaryota, Viridiplantae, Streptophyta, Magnoliopsida, Myrtales, Myrtaceae. Gene Ontology annotation, molecular function: double-stranded DNA binding.